Messenger RNA from Oncorhynchus tshawytscha (Chinook salmon), 4304 nucleotides. RefSeq names its product protein DDI1 homolog 2-like. The transcript is spliced from 9 exons. The record is from RefSeq and is a predicted model, not a curated record. Gene Ontology annotation, molecular function: protein binding; aspartic-type endopeptidase activity. The coding region runs from base 300 to 3173 and encodes 957 amino acids. Lineage: Eukaryota; Metazoa; Chordata; Actinopteri; Salmoniformes; Salmonidae. Gene Ontology annotation, biological process: proteolysis.
CAGCGUCUCGUCUGCCGGAAAUUCACACGAAGAAGAAGAAUACGUCAAUGAGAAACAUAGGCUAGUUAACAAUAUUUGAUAAGACACAGCAGUCCGUGGUGUAUGUACCUAGCUAGCUACUAUCCGUGAAUACGUCAAUAUGUCAUAUUAAAUUGUCUUUGUUGAGCGUUUGACUGAAACAGAACUUUGCGUUCACAACGAUACUGACAUUAUAGCCACGGAAAAUUUGCUAACACGCUAGCUAGUGUCAACAAACUGCAAGUGACUAGCGGGUUCAAGAGACCCUGCCCAAAAGCGCGAUGCUGGUAACCGUUUUCUGCGCCCCGAAUGACCGCUCGGAAAUCACAUUUUCUCUCGAUGUGUCUCCAGAGCUUGAACUUAGAGAUUUUGUUGCUCUGUGUGAACUAGAAUCAGGAAUCCCUGCUGGGGAAAUUCAGAUCACAUAUGCAGAACAGCCUCUGAAAGACCUGACCCGUGCUUUAGGGACCUAUGGACUUAAGGAUGGAGAUGUCGUGGUGCUUAGACAGGCAGACCGAAGGCCACCACCAGCACAAUCAGCCUUCCCAGGUCUCCCACGUAUUGACUUCAGUUCCAUCGCAGUCCCCGGCACUUCUUCUGGUUCCAGUCAACGGUUCACUCGUAGACAGCAGCAACAGGCCCCAACCUCACAACAGCAGCGCUCUCCACCCCCUGCUGCACCCCCAUCCCUACCGGGCUCCGCCUCCUCUCCUCAGGGUCUGGAUGACCCCGCCUUACUGCAGCAGAUGCUCUUGGCCAAUCCACACGAGCUGUCCCUGCUCAAGGAGCGCAAUCCACCAUUGGCUGAAGCCUUAUUGAGUGGAGACCUGGAGCGUUUCACCAAAGUGCUGUUGGAGCAGCAGCAGGAUCGGGCUCGCAGAGAGCAGGAGAGGAUCCGACUUCUGACUGCGGACCCAUUUGACAUGGAGGCCCAGGCCAAGAUAGAGGAGGACAUCAGGCAGCACAACGUAGAGGAGAACAUGACCAUUGCAAUGGAGGAGGCCCCAGAGAGCUUUGGCCAGGUGGUUAUGCUCUACAUCAACUGUAUAGUCAACGGGUACCAUGUGAAAGCUUUUGUUGACUCAGGGGCCCAGAUGACCAUCAUGAGUCAGGCGUGUGCCAAGCGCUGUAACAUCAUGCGUCUGGUGGACCGACGGUGGGCUGGCAUCGCCAAGGGAGUGGGCACCCAGAAGAUCAUUGGCAGAGUCCACUUGGCUCAGGUCCAGAUAGAAGGGGACUUCCUGCCUUGUUCCUUUUCCAUCCUGGAGGACCAACCUAUGGACAUGCUGCUUGGACUGGACAUGCUCAAGAGACAUCAGUGUUCCAUUGACCUGAAAAAGAACACGUUGCUGAUCGGGACAACAGGCACUGAGACCCUCUUCCUGCCUGAGGCAGAGCUGCCAGAGUGUGCCCGGCUGGCAUACGGGCCCGAGGGGCGCGAGGACGCCCAGCCAGAUGAGAUCGCAGACCGAGAGCUGGCAGAGGCACUUCAGAGAUCUGUACAGGAGAGCGGUGGACAAACUACCUCACCGGAAUCCCCACCAUUCCCAACACUCAAACCCCCGAACAACAUGCCCCUGUCCUCCCUUUCCCCUGGUCACCCCCGGAGCCUUGCCCUGGACCGUUCUCAGUCUGCUCCAGCCUACAUGCGCCAGGCCGGGGCCCCAACACCAGGGCAGAGCCAAACCCAGCCUGGUUUCCUGGGUCUCCCCAUCCCUGGGCCCUCAUCUCAGAACAUACCACCUACAGCCCAACAGUCCUCUCAGACCCAAGCAGUCCUCAGUCCUCUCUCAGACCCAAGCCCUACCAACCCCACCCAGCGACUCCUACCCACCAUCCCCACUCCCCCGGCUCAGGAUCUGUCCACAUGCGCCCCUCCUGCAGACAAGUCUGUGACUGGCACUCCCACCCUGGGAGGUUCAGACAGUCAGAUCCCUCCAGAGAUGUGUGUCUCUGAGAAGGCAAAUAAUGGCUCCCUGUCCCCCCUCCCAGAGGAAAGCCUCCCAAUUCAGCCCAUGGAGCAGGAGGACAUGUCAGUCAACACCACAGAUCACUGGACAUGUCUGAGUAACCCAAGUCAGCAGAGUGGAGAAAGGGGUUCCCACCGUCCCAUCUCUAAUCCCCCAUCACUCACCCUGGAGCCCUGUCUUUCUGGAUCCACAUCUGCAGAGAUGGAGUCUCCCCCUGCCUCCUCUCAGAGCACUGUGCAAUCAGAGAGGGACCAGCCAGAGGGGGAGCGCUGUCCCAACUCUGACCAGAUCCCAUCUCUGGCCCAGGCCCUGCGGGAGCUCCAUGAGCUGCUGGUGUCUAACAGCUGUGGCCUGUCCCCCCAGGACCGCAGUGUCUCCUGCUCCCCCUCACACAGACAGGACGCUGACGGAGUGAACGACAACCACAACCCCACCGCAGAGCCCCAAACCCUGACGCCUGAAAACACCACACAACCCUCCCCCUCUACUGCCAUUAUAGCUGGUGCAGAACCAUGCGAUGCCAAAGCCAACCAUGCUGCUGCUAUGUCUGAUGGAGGGCCUCCUCCUGACUGUGUCCUGCCAGGCACCUCUGGCCAGGAGCAGAGUCUGGAGACUAGGGACAGGGCAGAGGCUGAACCAGGAGCGGGUCAGGGAGAACUAGAACCACAGUGUCCAGACAACUCCAGGGGGGAAAAGAGGGCUGACGGGUAUGGGCUAGAUGCCAGUAAAAACAGAGGGACUGUGUCUGAGGUCCAGAGUCCCUCGCCCUCUUCACUCCAAGCAGACCUGGAGUUCAGGGAGCCCCCGGAGGGGCAGCAGGGGAGGGGCGUGGCAGACGGGAGAGCCUCUGCCAUUGACAACCCAGACACUCCCGGCCUCCAUCCUGAGCCAACACAGCGGAGCCCUCUGUCCAUGGCUGUGGGUUCACCUGAGGAUGACUCCGGCCUUUCGCCCCGCACUUCCCCUCCUCAGGCCCUGGGCCCCCAACACCCCUCCUCCUCUCCAGCCCCUCUCUUCUCUGCUCCACAUCCCGUUAUCGAACAGUUUCCGGCUGAGCACAUCCAGAGGAUCCAGACAGCUGGCUUCUCUGCCAGGGAGGCUGCAGAGGCACUGGAACAGGCCCAGGGCUGUGUGGAGCUGGCUCUGCUGGCUCUGCUGGCCCGCAAGAUCACUGUGCCCACCUAGACACUCACGACAUUACAAUCAUAUGGGAGACCCAGGCUCUUGUCAACAUGGGUUUCAUGUGUACUCUUGUCUUAUUGUUGGUGACAUCUGAACCCCCCUGGCCUCGCAGCCACUACAUGCUAAAGGGGAAAUGCUUUUUGUCUCUUGGUUUCUCACAGACCAUACAACUUAUUUGUUCCUAGAUUGAGCCAAUAUGAUCGGAGUUGUGUUUGCAUGCAGCAGUAGUUGGUGCCUAUUUCAUGGAUUUUAUAGAUUGGUAGAUUGAUUUCCUUAAUUCCCCCCCCCCCUCGUUUAACCCUGUAUAUGCGUAUUUUAUUCUAAACUCAAUUGAACUGCCCCAUUGACGAGAAAAUGUUGGUAAAUGUUUACAUUUGUAUGUGAAAUGGCAUUUGUUUAAAGGGCUGAAGAUGAACCUAAAAUACUAUGUUAAAAUGUCCAAUUUGUCAGCAGUAUUAUUGCUCUGCUAAACAAUUUGUUUUUAAAUUGAUGUUUGAUUUUAACUCUACUCCGAUUCUGAUAAAACCCACCAGACAGUAAACAUAUUACACUGUGGAAAUGACUGCAUUUAAGAAGCAUUGCUAACUGCUGAUCUUUUGUCUUUUUCUGCCGAUUGUUAGCAUUAUGUAAUAUGACAUUCUCUCAGUCAUAUGAUUAUUGCCAAUGCUGGGGAACCUGGGAGUUUAUGUUUAAGACAGCUUGCACAAGAAAAUAAAUCAAGCAGCACUCUUACUUUCAGCACGACUUUGUUGAUAGAGGAACAUCAACAUAGCCAAGGAGUUAAAGAGUAUUGAAUAUUUCUGGGGAUGCAGGUAAAGGAUGAGGUCUUCAAAUAUAACAGCAUGUAUAACAUCUUUGGAAAUGUGAUAUGGUCAUUAAUAAAGGGGGUUUGGUAGUUCCUGUUCACUUUCAGACAUCUAUCAUACAUGCAGAACUGGAAACCUCUCCCACAGUCCAAGUCAACCCUAUCUAGCUGUCAGAUCAUUCAUUCAUAUAUCCAUUAUCAACUUUGUUUUUUUAAAUUGCAUUAUCUGGAUCAUAUUCAUAUACCAACAACAUCGUGGCAGGUUUAAUUAUUUAGAUUUUCUUGUACUCAAUUUAAACUCCCAAAUAAAGUAAAACUGGUUCUUUGUA